UCGAUUUGUCUGUGCCUGUGUGGACACCGGCCGGGACCCGUCGAGCAAUGAUUAGUUCGAGCGGCGUGUUGUAACAGCAGAGCUACUCCACUGUCAUCUCAUUUCGCAAAGCCGCCGCCGCCGCCCGUCCAGGCGCCUGCGGCCUGCCGUUCCUCGGCUCCGAGCGCCAGGCCGCCAGAGCUUCUCCGGCCGUUACUCUUGGCCGAUCGACGACCGCGUAAAAAAUUGAAGACCCGGCCCCCCUCCUCCGGCGACGAUGCCUGCCGGCACGGACCCGCUGCUCGCCCGCGCCGACGACGGCACGGCGGACGCGGCCGUCGACCACCGCGGUCGCCCCGCCGAGCGCGGAUCCACCGGCGGCUGGAGGUCGGCGCUCUUCAUAAUAGCGGUGGAGAUCGCGGAGCGGUUCGCGUUCUACGGCGUGUCGUCGAAUCUGAUCAGCUACCUGACCGGGCCGCUCGGGGAGGGCACCGCGGCGGCGGCGGCGGCCAUCAACGCGUGGAACGGGGUGGCGCAGCUGCUGCCGCUUCUGGGCGGGGCCCUCGCCGACAAGUGGCUCGGCCGCUACCGCACCAUCGUCAUGGCCUCGCUCCUCUACGUCCUCGGUCUCGGCAUGCUGGCCUUCUCGACGUUGCUCUCCUCCGGCGGCCACCACCAAUGCACCACAACCGCCGGCGGGCAGCAGGCCUGCGCGCCGUCCACCCUCCAGGCGGCCUUCUUCUACGCCUCCCUCUACAUCGUGGCCGUGGCGCAGGGCGGGCACAAGCCGUGCGUGCAGGCGUUCGGCGCCGACCAGUUCGACCAGAGCGACCCCAAGGAGUCCGUCUCCCGGAGCUCCUUCUUCAACUGGUGGUACUUCGGCAUGUGCGCCGGCACCGCCGUCACGCUCGUGCUCCUCAGCUACGUCCAGGACAACAUCGGCUGGGGGCUCGGCUUCGGCAUCCCCUGCGCCGUCAUGGCCGCCGCGCUCGCCGUCUUCCUGCUCGGCACGCGGACGUACCGCUACUACGUCGCCGGCGCCAAGGGGGCCCUCUUCGCUCGCGCCGCCGAGGCCUUCGCCGAGUGGCGGAGCAGGCGGAAGGCGGGGCCUCUGGAGCAGGCUUCGCAGGGGAUCAGUGCUGGUGUCGAUGAGGAGGAUCAGGCUGUGGCGAGCAACGCAGGCUUCGUGCAGGAGGCCAAGGCCGUCCUCCGUCUCUUCCCGAUAUGGGCGACGUGCCUGAUCUACGCGGUGGCGUUCGCGCAGUCGUCGACGUUCUUCACGAAGCAGGCGGGGACCCUGGACCGGCGCAUCGGCGAUCACUUCAAGGUGCCGCCGGCCGCGCUGCAGAGCUUCAUCAGCAUCACCAUCGUGGUCUUCAUCCCGAUCUACGACCGCGUCGUCGUGCCGGUGUCGCGCCGGUACUCCGGCAAGCCUUCCGGGAUCACCAUGCUGCAGCGCAUCGGCACGGGGAUGCUCCUCUCCCUCCUGUCCAUGGUGAUCGCGGCGCUCGUCGAGACGCGCCGGCUGCGCGUCGCGCGGGACGCCGGCCUCGUCGACAGGCCCAGCGUCCCGCUGCCGAUGAGCCUGUGGUGGAUGGUGCCGCAGUACGUGCUGUUCGGCGCCGCGGACGUGUUCACCAUGGUCGGCCUGCAGGAGUUCUUCUACGACCAGGUGCCGGACAAGCUGCGCAGCCUCGGGCUCGCGCUCUACCUCAGCAUCUUCGGCGUCGGGAGCUUCAUCAGCAGCGCGCUCGUGUCGGUCAUCGACAGGGUGACGACGGCGAGGGGCCAGAGCUGGUUCUCCAACAACCUGAACCGCGGCCACGUCGACUACUUCUACUGGCUGCUCGCCGCGCUCAGCGCCGUCGAGCUCCUCGCCUAUGUCUUCUUCGCGGUCAUCUACAAGUACAAGAACAAAGGAGCCGUGCAUGCGGCUGUUGCUGCAACGACCUGGUCAUCGGACAUUAGCACUGGCACCAGCACGCCCCAGCUGCCACACGCCCGUACCCAGCCCACCGCUUCGUCGUCCAGACCUCAACUCCUCGAGACGCGCCCCACCUUCGCCGAGAAGGCACUGCACAGACCCCCUGCCUCAGUCACCAGCCAGCUAGCCAUGGCGUCGGAGUCGGGCCCUGGCGCCACGGACCCGCUCCUCCCCUGCCGCCGCGUGCCGUCCAAGGGCGGCUGGAGGUCGGCGCUCUUCAUAAUCUGGGUGGAGGUGGCGGAGCGGUUCGCGUACUACGGCAUCUCGUCGAACCUGAUCAGCUACCUGACCGGACCGCUCGGCCAGACCACGGCGGCGGCGGCGGCGGCCGUCAACGCGUGGUCGGGCGCCGCGGCCAUGCUGCCCCUGCUCGGCGCCGCCGUCGCCGACUCCUGGCUCGGCCGCUACCGCACCAUCGUCGCCUCUUCCGUGCUCUACAUCAUGGGGCUUGGAAUGCUGACGCUCUCAUCCAUGUUCCCAUCACCUCAAUAUUGUGGUGGCGCCGCCGACAGCCGAGGAGCAUGCUCGCCUUCCUCCGUCCAGACGGCCUUCUUCUACAUCUCCCUCUACCUGGUGGCCAUCGCCCAGAGCGGGCACAAGCCCUGCGUCCAGGCCUUCGGCGCCGACCAGUUCGACGCAACGGACCCCGACGAGUCCUCGUCCCGGGCCUCCUUCUUCAACUGGUGGUAUUUCGGGCUCUGCGUGAGCGGCACCGUGACGAUCGCGCUCAUGAGCUACGUGCAGGACAACGUCGGCUGGGCCCUCGGCUUUGGCGUGCCGUCCAUGGUCAUGCUGCUCGCGCUCGCCAUCUUCCUGCUCGGCACGAGGACCUACCGGUUCUACGGCUCGGGAGGCGGCAGCCACAACGGCAGUGCCGGCGCGUUCACCCUCGUGGGCAAGGCCUUCGUCGCCUGGAGGAAGCGGCCCAAGGAAGCCUGGUCAGCGGAGCUGGAGCUGGAGCUGGAGCGCGGCGACGGUGAGCUCACCGAGGAUGCGGUGCUCGCGGAAGAGGUGAACGGGAUGGCGAGGUUGUUCCCCAUCUGGGCGACGUGCCUCCUCUACGGCGUGGUGUUCGCGCAGCCGCCGACGCUCUUCACCAAGCAGGCGGGGACGCUGGAUCGGCGGGUCGGGCCGUCGUUCCAGAUACCCCCCGCGGCGCUGCAGUGCUUCCUCGGCGUCAGCAUCAUGACCUGCAUCGUGCUGUACGACCGCGUCCUGGUGCCCGUGGCGCGCAGGGUCUCCGGCGUCGCCUCGGGCGUCACGAUGCUGCAGCGGAUCGGCACGGGGAUCGCCCUGGCCAUGGUCGCCCUGGUCAUCGCCGCGCUGGUGGAGAUGAAGCGGCUGCGGGCGGCGAGGGAUGCCGGCCUGGUGGAUGGUGGCUCCGGCGCGGCGGCGGUCCCCAUGAGCCUGUGGUGGAUCGUGCCGCAGUAUGUGCUCCUCGGCGCGGCCGACGUGUUCACCAUGGUCGGCAUGCAGGAGUUCUUCUACAAUCAGGUCCCCGGCGCGCUCAAGAGCCUCGGGCUCGCGCUCUACCUGAGCGUCCUCGGCGUCGGCAGCUUCAUCAGCAGCUUCCUCAUCACGGUCAUCGACGGCAUUACGACCAGGAACGGCGGCACGAGCUGGUUCGCCGACGACCUGAACCGGGGGCACCUGGACUACUUCUACCUGCUGCUUGCGGCGCUCACCGCGCUGGAGCUUCUUGCUUUCACUUAUUUUUCGACGUCCUACGUUUACAGGACCAAGGCAGUCAAUAAUCAUUGAUUCAUGGACAGAGGCAUAUUGAAGCGUCCCCUCACAAGAAAAGAUUUAAAUAUGAUACAAUAUCAGUUUCAAAAGGCUAAUAACACAUUUAUUACAUCAGAUGGUA
Messenger RNA from Panicum virgatum (switchgrass), 3830 nucleotides. RefSeq lists its product as uncharacterized. The transcript is spliced from 7 exons. Gene Ontology annotation, biological process: dipeptide transport; transmembrane transport. Gene Ontology annotation, cellular component: membrane. Bases 257 to 3724 code for a protein of 1155 amino acids. The record is from RefSeq and is a predicted model, not a curated record. NCBI's taxonomy places the organism in Eukaryota, Viridiplantae, Streptophyta, Magnoliopsida, Poales, Poaceae. Gene Ontology annotation, molecular function: dipeptide transmembrane transporter activity; tripeptide transmembrane transporter activity.